UCACUUCCUGAAGAGCGAAUCAAGCUAGGGCCAUUCUCUUUAGUGUUUGCCCUGUUUUCCCAAUGUCCAUCUCCUCACCGCCCGUAUUUUAAUUUAAAAAUAACAUAGACUGACUCCCGAAACUGGACGUUUACAAAAGAAAACGACAGUAAAUCAAAGUGUACUAUGGAGUAACUAAAAACAGCACAAAAGGAACGACGAGGCAGAGCACAUAUCAGACCUCCUCAAUAAAGAGUUCCUCCCACUUUGGCGUUUACCAUUGCUGCACUACAAAGUUCUUGACCUCAACCUACGAUUGACUAAGCUAGACCACCGAGGAUGUCCCAGCUCCAGUUUCAGUGUCCGGCUAGCCCCAUGCCUGCUGCCUCUGCCCCACUGCAGCUGGGGCAGCCACAGCCUGGCUACAGCAUCCCGUGUGCCUCAGGCACCUUACCCUCGGAGAGCGCCAGCCAGCCCAUCAGAAGCUCCGCUCUCCCUGCGGGCUCAGCCACUCCCUACAAUACCACCACAGUAUCUAACAUGGCAAACCCUAAAGAGAAGACCCCCAUGUGUUUGGUGAAUGAGUUAGCCCGUUUCAACAAGAUUCAACCUGAGUAUAAGCUGCUUUGUGAGCAAGGACCAGCUCACUCCAAGAUUUUCUCAGUUAGACUCACACUGGGAGAUCAGCACUGGGAAGCGGAGGGGACCAGCAUCAAGAAAGCCCAGCAUUCCGCGGCUGCAUCUGCCCUCGAUGAGACGACACUUCCCAAGCCCACCGUUAGGACGCCCCGCAACACAGGCAAGAACCCAGCAGAUGGAAUGACACAUACCAUGGAGUUAAAUGCACUAUGUAUGAAGCUUGGUAAAAAGCCAAUGUAUAAACCCAUCGACCCGUACCCGGGGAUGAGACCACCAAACUUCAACUACAACGUCCGGGCUCCAGGACCUUACCAGCGCUCUAUGCAACAGUACUACUACCCAUUUCCUCCAGUGGGACCAAUAUUAUACCACAUGGAGCUUUCCAUCGGAGGCCAGCAGUUUUUUGGUAAGGGACGCACACGGCAGUUAGCCAAACAUGAUGCUGCUGCCAAGGCCCUGAAAGUGCUGCACAAGGAGCCAAUCUUACAACAGUUGCCAGUGAUGAAUGGAGAGCCUGAGGAGGAGAACCUCAACAAAUCAGAAAUCAGUCAAGUGUUUGAAAUUGCACUGAAACGAAACUUACCUGUCAACUUUGAGGUUUUAAAGGAGGAAGGCCCUCCCCACAUGAAGAGUUUUGUAGUGUGUGUUACAGUCGGGGAGUUCACUGGUCAGGGUGAAGGGAAGAGUAAAAAGAUUGCCAAGAAGUUGGCAGCAGCAGCGGUGCUGGGGGAGUUGAAGAAGCUACCCCAUAUACCCAGUGUGGAAAAAACGCUGCCACGCAUCAAGAAGAAAACCAAAUCCAUCAUCAAGCUGCAGACCAGCCCAGAAUAUGGCCAGGGAAUGAAUCCCAUCAGUCGCCUGGCUCAGAUUCAGCAGGCCAAGAAGGAGAAGGAACCAGAAUACAGCAUGGUGACAGAGAGAGGUCUACCUCGGCGCAGGGAGUUCGUCAUGCAGGUGACAGUGUGUGGCCAGUCUGCGGAGGGAAUGGGACCCAGUAAAAAGGUGGCCAAGAGGAACGCAGCAGAGAAGAUGCUGGAGCUCUUGGGAUAUAAAGUGCCUCAGCCUCAGCCCCCCAAACCGGCACUCAAGACUGAUGAAAAGACCCCAGUGAAAAAGCCUGGUGAUGGGCGCAAAGUGACCUUCUUUGAGCCUGGCUCUGUAGAGGACGUGGCAUUGGGUUCCAAGGAGGAGGAGUUCCGCCUGCCUUACCUGAGCCACCAGCAGCUGCCUGCAGGCAUCCUGCCGAUGGUACCUGAGGUAGCUCAAGCAGUUGGGGUCUGCCAAGGAUCCCAGGCUAAAGAUUACAGUCGAGCUAUACCCAACCCAGGCAAGGCCACAAUCACUGCCAUGAUUGCCAACGAGCUGCUUUAUGCAGGGACAUCCCUGACUGCUGAGACUAUCCUGAAGAACAAAAAUAACAUGAACCAACUGCCCCACGGACCCCUCACCAGGCCUUCAGAACAGCUCAGCUUUCUGGCAUCGGUGCAGUCCCUGCAGGUGGAGUACAAAGAUUUUCCUAAAAACAAUAAGAAUGAGUUUGUGUCACUGAUCAACUGCUCGUCCCAGCCACCGCUCAUCAGUCAUGGGAUUGGGAAAGACGUAGAAUCGUGUCAUGAUAUGGCUGCACUGAAUAUAUUGAAGUUGCUCUCUGAGUUGGACCAGCAGUCAAAUGAAAGGACAGGAAAUGGACCAGUCUCUCGGUGUGGCAAGCAGGAAAUCGAAGGUGACUUGCACCUCAAACAGGCUAACUCAAGCACAUUGGCACAGACCCUGGAUGGCACUGUUUAGAUGAUCAGGUUUCGGUUGUCUGUAAAAGCACUAGAGAAAACUCAGACACUGUGUUCUUAGUCAGUUUUAGAAGGCACCGCUUUGGGCUUUGUAUGCUCUAAACCAUCAAUGUUCACUGUCAUUAUUCCAAAAUGUUCACAGUUAAACAAGAUUGAUAGGAAAAAAAAUUGUGCUUCCCCUUGAUGUUGUUUAAUUGUUCACAUUAUUUAUUUCUGUUUUGUUGUAGAAAAAGCAGCUGUAUCCUAGUCAAUGCGUUUUGGGGUUUAAGUGUUGAAAAAAAAGAAGCAAUUUAACUGUGAACCUGGUUUUUAUUUUCCUUAGAACUUGUUUCCUCUCUGUGAGACCUUUUUACCAGUUUUUAAGUCUUGCGUUUGUUCCCCUGCUGAGGUAGUUAAUUAAACUAGGUCUUGUAAAAGUUUGGACCUCAUCUUUGGCUAUGGUGCAGCUGCCGAACCUCUGAUUUUCCUAGAGUGCUUUAUAUCAACAACCAGUGUUAUCGACAUUACCAUGUAGGGCUGGGAAGAAGUUCUGACUAAAUGUAGCGUGUGAUGUAAUGUGACGUUGUGUCUGCUGUGUGAGGCAGGGACGUUUCCUUGUCACAUCAGUUUCCCUGAUUCUCCCUCCUCCUCCUCCCUUUAUGUCAACCUUCUUUCUCUCUCUGCUCCCCAUGGUAAUUAAACUGUGCUUAUGUGCACAAAACAAAGA
Molecule: messenger RNA, 3111 nt
Organism: Acanthopagrus latus (yellowfin seabream)
Lineage: Eukaryota; Metazoa; Chordata; Actinopteri; Spariformes; Sparidae
Gene: stau1
Product: staufen double-stranded RNA binding protein 1
Exons: 15
Coding region: 319-2406 (695 amino acids)
Source: RefSeq, a predicted model, not a curated record